CAGGCCAAGCCAGUUCUCUUAGAAGAGAAGGAUAACAUCCCAUCUCUCGCUUUUUCCAGCACUUUCUCGAAGUAUCUGCACUGACUCUCGCACCUGCCGACACCCUAGCUAGAAGCACACAGGUGUGCAGCUACGGCUUAGCGGCGGCAGCCCAGGGAGGUUAUACCAGACUUCUCCGGGCAGGUCUAGGUCUCCCACACGCACAGCUGCCCGUCUACACAUGGGGGCGCGGGCAUUUUAAAGCUAUUUGUAUUACAGAGUAUUUCUCAAUCCCCUGGUGUCGAGUGCCAGCAAAUCGCCCAGCGCUUCUGUUCUUGGGACUCUACACGCCCGCACAGGCAGGCACAGGUGCUUAGCAGCAAGCGACGUCUCCGCCGCUGAAUGAGCGCUCAGUCUUCGGAGUCCGAGGGUCCCCAGUUCUCCUUCUCCCAAGAGGACCUCCUGACGUGCAUCUUGCCAUCCCUCACAGAAAUCGGCACCGUGGUCUUCAUUUUCACCCUGGAUGACAACCUCACGGAGGUGCAGGCGCUGGUGGAGCAGGUGAAGGAGAAGACGGCCCACAUCCAGGCCCUGGCGCAUAGCACCGUGGGGCAGACCCUGCCGACCCCUCUGAGGAAGCUCUUCCCUCCAUCAUCAGCAUCACGUGGCCACUGCUUUUCUUCGAAUACGAAGGGAACUUCAUCCAGCGGUUCUCUGGACAGCUCAAGGCUCCAUGCCCCAAGGCUCGAUGCAUCGCGACCCUCCUGCAGGUGAUCCACUUCCCCCAGCCACUAUUGGAUGACAUUUGGGCUGCUCCCAUCUCCUUCCACAUCCAGCUCGCACACGAGAAGGAACAGGCAUCCUGCCGGCAGCGAGUCAAUCAGCAAACAUUUACUGAGUCCUCAGGACUCAGUGUAUCAGGAAUCUUGCUUGGUACUGGGUUUACA
Mustela lutreola (European mink) is the source of this 926-nucleotide messenger RNA. Its product is annotated as glucokinase regulatory protein-like. Bases 382 to 753 code for a protein of 123 amino acids. Lineage: Eukaryota; Metazoa; Chordata; Mammalia; Carnivora; Mustelidae. The transcript has 5 exons. The record is from RefSeq and is a predicted model, not a curated record.